Messenger RNA from Juglans regia (Persian walnut), 1469 nucleotides. RefSeq lists its product as uncharacterized. The transcript is spliced from 6 exons. The coding region runs from base 143 to 1231 and encodes 362 amino acids. Lineage: Eukaryota; Viridiplantae; Streptophyta; Magnoliopsida; Fagales; Juglandaceae. The record is from RefSeq and is a predicted model, not a curated record.
AUAGCAAACAAAGAAAGAAAGGGAAAGAUUCGGAGGAGCCGUGAGAGCAGCCCGUCGAGGAAUCACCAACAAGCACUCUAAGAAGAGAGAGAGAGAGAGAGAGAGAGAGAGAGAGAGCACUCUCAUUCUCAUAUCUCAAUUCAUGGCUGCCUCAGCUGCUCGAGCUCUCGUAUUCUCCCACCUCACCGACCUGUCACUCAAGCCCCUCCGCCCCAACCAAGCACCGGCCUAUCUAUUUUCCCGCCACCUUCUCGCCACCAGAAAACGCCGUCUCUCCUCUUCGGCCUCCAUCUUCAGCUGCCUUAUAUCCGGCGUCGAUGGUGGUGGCGUCUCCGACGACUUCGUCUCGACUCGGAAGUCCGGUUUCGACCGCGGAUUCUCAGUAAUCGCCAACAUGCUUAAGCGAAUCGAGCCAUUGGACACCUCCGUUAUCUCCAAGGGCAUUUCUGAUGCCGCCAAGGAUUCCAUGAAGCAGACCAUCUCCACCAUGCUAGGCUUGCUCCCAUCCGACCAAUUCUCCGUCACGGUUAGGGUUUCCAAACGCCCCCUCCAUCGCCUUCUCGUCUCCUCCAUCAUCACCGGGUAUACGCUGUGGAACGCUGAGUACCGUUUAUUGUUGACGAGGAACUUGGAGAUCUCGACUGAUAGUACGAAUAAUAGGUCGAAUUGUUCGGAGCGGCGCGAGAUUUCGGAGGCGGAGAAGGAGAGUGGGGAGGAUAGGGAUACUGAUAUGAGAAUUGAGGAUUUGAAAAGUAUAGGGCCUCAGGUUUUCGGGGAUUUGUCGCCGGAGGCGUUGAAUUAUAUUCAACGGUUGCAGUCGGAGUUGUCUGAUGCAAAGGAGGAACUUAAUGCCUGGAAGCAGGAAAAUUUGCCAAUAGAAAAUGGCAGAGGAAAUAGGAACAAUUUGUUAGAGUAUCUGCGUUCCUUGGAUCCUGAUAUGGUGACUGAACUAUCUCGUCCAUCCUCACUAGAGGUCGAAGAAGUUAUCCAACAACUGGUUCAAAAUGUAUUGCGUACAUUCUUCAAAGAAGAGAGGACUCCUGAUUUUAUGGGAGGUCCAAUCAAUGGAAGUACUGAGAAACACCCGGAUGGGGGUGAUGAAUUUUGUGGCACUAUAGGCACUUCACGUGAUUACCUGGCGAAGUUGCUUUUCUGGUGUAUGCUGCUGGGUCAUCACUUAAGGGGCUUGGAGAACAGGUUGCAUUUGAGCUGUGUUGUUGGAUUGUUGUGAAGAGAAGAAAGCGGAAAAUUUUUACCAACUUGCGGGACUCUAUUGGCGGUGGUGUACAGAAAGCAGGGGAUGCCUAAAGAAGCUGAGAACGCUACCCGACCCGAAUGCUCGGAGCAGCCAACCCGACCUUUUGUGUAUUAUAAUAACUUAUAUAUUUUUUUGCCACUUGUCAUAUUUUAAUAAGCUCUUUAAGGUUUUCUACCAAACCCAAUUUAAUCUUCAUUUUAUCAUUGUUCUU